UUUUAACUAAUUAUUACUAUUAUUACUAUUAUUACAACUAAUUUGUUAACUAUUUGUAAUCAAUAUUUUUAUAUAUUAUACACAAAUAUAUAUUAUAUUACAAACUUUGUUGCAUUCAAUACUCAGCCAAAAGUGACAACAAAAUCAUAAUUGAAAUUAAGAAGCAAUUGAAUUGAAAUGUUUGGGAAGAAGAAGAAGAAGCCGACCAUCUCUUCGCCGACCAAUUUUGAGCACAGAGUGCACACAGGCUUUGAUCGCCGGGAAGGCAAGUUCGUAGGCCUUCCCCCGCAAUGGCUGUCUCUCAUUCAGGGGAACACCAAUUCCCUGCGCCCGCGACCUAUCGUCGACCCCUCAAACAUCACUCACACAGAGAUUAUGGACAUCAAGAGCCACACAAUCGUGAGGGGAAACUCUGUGGUGACCACCAGUCAGCCCAUGAGUCGAGCUCUGGUCACGCGAUCUAAUUCUCUGCGAAAAGCGGAUUCACCGCCAGCUCUGCGACCCAAUCGCGUGCCACCGCCUCUGCCA
Molecule: messenger RNA, 528 nt
Organism: Oppiella nova
Lineage: Eukaryota; Metazoa; Arthropoda; Arachnida; Sarcoptiformes; Oppiidae
Source: the annotation of a GenBank genome assembly